Messenger RNA from Xyrauchen texanus (razorback sucker), 2990 nucleotides. RefSeq names its product stathmin-2-like. Gene Ontology annotation, molecular function: tubulin binding. Lineage: Eukaryota; Metazoa; Chordata; Actinopteri; Cypriniformes; Catostomidae. Bases 260 to 802 code for a protein of 180 amino acids. The record is from RefSeq and is a predicted model, not a curated record. Gene Ontology annotation, biological process: regulation of microtubule polymerization or depolymerization; microtubule depolymerization; neuron projection development. Gene Ontology annotation, cellular component: cytoplasm; growth cone; neuron projection. The transcript is spliced from 5 exons.
UUGUAGAGCCUAAUAUUGUGCUUUGUGAUAGUUACAGCUCAGUUAGAUGCAGGCCAAUUUUGUCCCUUUUUGCACACGUCAGUAAAGUGGUGCCGGUUGCGCGGAGAGGAUCAUAACUCAGCCGCUCCCAUUCCUCACAUCCCUCUGCUCUCCUCAUUGUGCUCUGCUGACUCAGUGCCUUAAGCAUCAGCCGCUCUCAACGCCACUGGCACAAUCCACGAUCAUUGUGGAAAUUAAUACGCAUUCGAGAAAGGAUACCAUGGCCAAAACAGCUAUCGCAUACAAGGAAAAGAUGAAGGAGCUGUCCAUGCUCUCGCUCAUUUGCUCCUGUUUCAGCCCACAGAUACGCAACAACAUUGCCCAUGAAUUUGAAGAUAUGGAAGUAAAGCCCAUAAACAAAAGGGCCUCAGGCCAGGCUUUUGAGGUGAUCUUGAAACCACCCUCACCAGUGUCAGAUGUGACUCACAGCAUCACCUCCCCUCCAAAGAAGAGGGAUGUCUCGCUGGAGGACAUCCAGAAGAAGUUGGAGGCUGCUGAGGAUCGCCGGAGGUCCCAGGAAGCUCAGGUGCUCAAAGCUCUGGCUGAGAAACGUGAUCACGAGAGGGAUGUACUCCUCAAAGCCAUGGAGGAAAACAGCAACUUCAGCAAGAUGGCAGAGGAGAAGCUCAUUCAGAAGAUGGAGCAGAUCAAGGAAAACCGUGAGGCCCACCUGGCAUCCAUGAUGGAACGUUUGCAUGAGAAGGAGCGGCAUGCUGCAAUCGUCCGCAGGAACAAGGAGCUGAGGGAAGCGCUAAUAGCGUGAAGUUCUCCUCCUCACACCCUUCAUCAACCAACUUGUCAUCCUAUCUUGCUCACACACACUCACACACAAACACUGGAAAAAACAGUCAAAAACGUCUAGUAUCACACUCAUACUGUUUGAAAGCUCUUGCUUGAUUUCAUAGACUAAUGGGAAGACACAAGUUUUAUUUUGUAAAUACCUUUUUAUCUCUAUCUAUCUAUCUAUCUAUCUAUCUAUCUAUCUAUCUAUCUAUCUAUCUAUCUAUCUAUCUAUCUAUCUAUCUAUCUAUCUAUCUAUCUAUCUAUCUAUCUAUCUAUCUAUCUAUCUAUCUAUCUAUCUGAUCAGAUUGAAUGAUAACAAAUCAAAUGUAUCAAAUCUAUGCGAUAAAGUGUUAAGUUAAUUAUUUGACUAUUAUCAUAUCAUUAUUAUAGUUUGUUCAGGCACGUCUGGUUUGAUCAUGUGAAAGGUGUUGAUGAUGUGAGUAAGCUGCUUGCUUACAUUUGCGGUGUUAAAUUAUGUAAAGUUUGGUGUAAUUGUGAAGAAUGCAACAAGCUUCAGUGCUCAAGCCCAAGGUAUAGGCUUACCUUUUAAAUCAAACAUGCCAACAUGCCAAGACUCAUGAAUAUACAGUGCACUUAAGUUUAUUUACAGCAUGAUCAAGACACAGAUACUUUUUCCUGAACAUAGCUUGAAAGAUGAGUACUGAAAUAAAUAAAACAUUUUAAAGGAAUAGUUCACCCAAAAAUGAAAAUUCUCUCAUCAUUUACUCUCUGUAAAUCACAUAAAUUACAUAAUUGACUUUCUUUCAUCUGCACAACACAAAUUAUCAUUUUUAGAAGAAUAUUUCAGUUCUGUAGGUCCAGACAAUGCAAGUGAAUGUUAACCAAAACUCAAAACGCACAUAAAGGCAGCAUAAAAGUAAUCCAUAAGACUCCAGGGGUUAAAUCAAUGUCUUCUGAUGCGAUAUGAUAGAUGUCUGUGAGAAACAGAUCAAUAUUUAAGUCCUUUUUUACUAUCAAUCUCCACCUUUGACCAGCCUCGACCAGUAGGUGGCAAAAUGCACAAAUAAUGCAGAUCGCCAAAAAACAAAAGAAGAAGAAUGUGGAAGUGAAAGUGGAGAUUUAUAGUAAAAAAGGACUCAAGUAUUGAUCUGUUUCUCACACACACCUGUCAUAUCACUUCUGAAGACAUUAAUUUAAACACUGGAGUCGUAUGGAUUUGUUUGCUCUUCUGCCUUUAUGUGCUUUUCGAAGCUUCAUCGUUCUGACCACAAAUUCAUAGGCAUUGUAUGAGAUGAGAGCUGAAAUAUUCUUCUAAAAAUCUUAAUUUGUGUUCUGCACAAGAAAAAAUGCCAUACACAUCUGGGAUGGCAUGAGGGUGAGAAAAUAAUGAGAGAACUAAUCCUUUAAUAGUAACUAAUUGGUAAACUACAUUUCACAUGUAUUUUAGUUUCUUGGUUUUAAUAUCCUCAGUCAAAUUAAAUAUCACUCUCUUGAAAUGUUAUGAACGUCUGCAUGUCAACUUCUGCAAAUCUACUCUUUCAUUGUCUGACUUUGGGAUACACAGCACCCUUUUUGGAUUUCUGACUAGAUAGCUUGACUUAGUCUGUGUUAUGAUUAUUAUGAAAAAUAGUUUCAUAAUAACAGUUCAAAUAACAGAACAAACAGUUCCUUCACAGAUUUUCUUUUUGUUAACUUGGCUCACAUCCUUACAUUGAAUGACUCAAGCCUUUGGCACUCAAGGUUGAUGUUUGUCAUCUCUCUAUGGCAGGAGUAGACAUCUUCAUUAGUACAGCGGUGUAAUUAAGGGAGUUGUUUCUCCCCGAAUGUUUUGUCAUCUGUCUGGCUUGAUAAAUUUGGUAUCUUUACCAGCUGAAUGUGUCCUCAUUUGCUCCAAAGUACAGCCUUUGAUGUGUGACUAUUUUCUAUUUUAUUUAUUUUGAUGUAAAGAGUGUGUGUGUGUGUGUGUGUGUGUGUGUGUCUGUCCAUGUCCAUUCUAGGUUGACCAAGCAUUUGUGUCCUUUCUCUUUGGAAGUGAAGUGAUAGGACGAUGCAGAAUAUGCACUGAAUGAUUAUUAUUGUUUUUUUUUUAAAUCACUGUCUCCUCUAUAAAUAUGCUUGAAGCAUCUUCGGCUGCCAAAUUUACCCCCCUCCCCUUCAUUUCUCUGUGUGCAAACUUUGGUGAAAAUAAAGGAUUGGAGUUCUGUGAA